Molecule: messenger RNA, 157 nt
Organism: Racocetra persica
Lineage: Eukaryota; Fungi; Glomeromycota; Glomeromycetes; Diversisporales; Gigasporaceae
Source: the annotation of a GenBank genome assembly
GAAACAAAUAUGAACUCGGUGGAACGUUUAGUUUACUACACUGAUAAAUUAGAAGUAGAAGCUGAAAGUAUAAUACCGAAUAACAGACCACCACCUGGAUGGCCAUCUCGUGGAGAAAUUCAUAUUAAAAAUUUGGAAAUUAAAUAUGGACUUGAUA